UAUGUCUUUUCUUUUAAGUGAUGUGGAAUCAAACCUCAGUCACUGAAUUUUUCCUCCUGGGAGUGACAGACAUACAAGAACCACAGCCUCUUCUUUUUGCUGUUUUUAUCACCAUCUAUCUUGUCAGCAUAACUGGGAAUGGAGCCAUCCUGAUGAUCGUCAUCUCAGAUCCGAGACUCCACUCACCUAUGUACUUCUUCCUGGGAAACCUGGCGUGUCUAGAUAUCUGCUACUCCACUGUGACUGUGCCAAAGAUGCUGGAGAACUUCCUUUCUACAAGCAAUGCAAUUUCCUUCUUGGGAUGCAUAACUCAGCUUCAUUUCUUCCACUUCCUGGGUACCACGGAGUCCCUGCUGCUGGCAGUGAUGGCAUUUGAUCGCUUUGUGGCUAUCUGCAAACCACUUCACUACUCCGUCAUCAUGAAUCCUCAGGUCUGUAUCCUGAUGGCUGUCACCAUCUGGACCAUUGCUUUUUUCCAUGCCCUCCUUCACUCUGUAAUGACAUCUCAUUUGAACUUCUGUGGGCCCAGCUAUGUUCAUCACUUCUUCUGUGAUGUGAAGCCAUUGCUGGAGCUGGCCUGUGGGAACACUGAGCUCAACUUAUGGUUGCUCAAUACUGUCACAGGGACCAUUGCCUCAGUCCCCUUCUUUCUGACAUUUCUGUCCUAUUUCUACAUCAUCACCUACUUGUUCCUCAAGACCCGUUCUUGUAGCAUGCUCCACAAAGCACUGUCCACCUGUGCCUCCCACUUCAUGGUCGUCAUUCUUUUCUAUGCUCCUGUUCUCUUCACCUACAUCCGUCCUACAUCAGGGAGCUCACUGAACCAGGACCGGAUCAUCACCAUCAUGUACAGUGCGGUCACUCCUGCUCUCAACCCACUCAUCUACACCCUGAGGAACAAGGAUGUGAGGGGUGCCUUAAGUAGGAAGGUCAGAAGACUCUGA
Molecule: messenger RNA, 944 nt
Organism: Nannospalax galili (Upper Galilee mountains blind mole rat)
Lineage: Eukaryota; Metazoa; Chordata; Mammalia; Rodentia; Spalacidae
Product: olfactory receptor 12D2-like
Exons: 1
Coding region: 21-944 (307 amino acids)
Biological process (GO): G protein-coupled receptor signaling pathway
Cellular component (GO): membrane
Molecular function (GO): olfactory receptor activity; G protein-coupled receptor activity
Source: RefSeq, a predicted model, not a curated record